GUUUUUACUUAUCUCCAGACCUCCUGACAUAUCCAGAUCCAGACUCUCCAAGAUGUCUUUUACCUCAAGAUCCUACAGCCAGAGGUCCGUCAGCCAGAAGACAAUGAGUGUCUAUGGUGGUGCGGGAGGUCGUGACAUCCGUAUCUCCACACCCUACACUACUUGCUUACCCUAUUCAGGAGGCUACAAUACCACUGAUGGGCUUGACCUCCAUGUCGAUGCCAGUGAGAAAGCCACACUUCAGAACCUAAAUGACCGUUUGGCCUCCUACCUGGAGAAGGUGCGCAAGCUGGAGAAGGAGAAUGAACAACUGGAAAAGCAGAUCAGAGAGUGGUACUCCAGCAAAACUGUGAUCACCCGUGAUUACAGUGGCUACUUGGCCACCAUCGCAGACCUGCAGGAUAAGAUCCAGGGUGCCACCACAUUCAAUACUAAGCUCUACUUGGAAAUUGACAAUUCAAAACUGGCUGCUGAUGAUUUUAAAAUGAAGUAUGAGAAUGAGCUAGCCAUGAGGCAGGCUGUAGAGGGUGACAUCGCUGGACUAAGAAAGGUCUUGGAUGAUUUUAAUCUGGUCAGAAUGGACCUAGAGAGUCAGUACGAGUCCCUAAACGAAGAGCUCAUUAUGUUGAAGAAGAACCACGAGGAGGAAAUUAGUCUGCUGAGGACUCAGAUGGGAGGAAAUGUUGAUGUGGCAGUUGAUGCUCCUUCUUCUGUAGACCUGAACCAGGUCAUGACAGAGAUCAGGGAUCACUAUGAGGGAGUUAUUGCCAAGAAUCGUAGAGAACUUGACCAGUGGUACCAGAGCAAGAUAACGGUGGUGGAGAAGGUUGUAGAGGACAAUUCAUCCAGCCUUGGGGCAUCCCGCCUUGAGAUUAAAGAACUGAAAAGCACCUUGCAGAGACUUGAAAUUGAGCGUAUGUCCCAAUUGAGUAUGAAAUCUUCUUUGGAGGCAACUCUGCAAGAGACUAAUGAACGCUAUGGAGUCCAGCUAGCAGGUCUCCAAGCCAUGGUCACAGGCCUGGAAGCCCAGAUGUCAAACCUUAACACAGAUAUCUCUGAAAUGCAAAAUAAGUAUAGCACAUUGUUGGACCUUAAGACCCGUCUGGAGGCAGAGAUUGUAGAGUACAGGAGGUUGCUGGAUGGGGAGGACGACAGCUCAAAACAAGUGAUCACAAAGACUAUCAUUGUGCAGGAGACAGUUGUGGAUGGAAAGGUGGUCAAUUCCACAAAGACUGUGGAUGUGGAUGUGGAUCAAGUGGAGUAAAAAGAU
This is a messenger RNA of Cyprinodon variegatus (sheepshead minnow), 1270 nucleotides long. It is a transcript of the gene krt98, whose product is annotated as keratin, type I cytoskeletal 50 kDa-like. Bases 53 to 1264 code for a protein of 403 amino acids. Lineage: Eukaryota; Metazoa; Chordata; Actinopteri; Cyprinodontiformes; Cyprinodontidae. The record is from RefSeq and is a predicted model, not a curated record. Gene Ontology annotation, molecular function: structural molecule activity. The transcript is spliced from 8 exons.